Branchiostoma floridae (Florida lancelet) is the source of this 1111-nucleotide messenger RNA. Its product is annotated as cartilage matrix protein-like. Lineage: Eukaryota; Metazoa; Chordata; Leptocardii; Amphioxiformes; Branchiostomatidae. The record is from RefSeq and is a predicted model, not a curated record.
GUCAGUUUGGAUUCGUAUCACGGAUUUUCCCCCUCAAACUUUGGGCCGUAGAAAUCGGGAGACAUUUGCGAUUCCUCGGGAGGGAAUCGGGCACAAGUCGGCUACAUGUCGUACCAGGAAGAGAGGAUGGGUACUUCAGUGCGUUUUGUGAAACUUCUUUCUUUACUUCUUGCUGCUUUGUCAACCAUCCAUUUGAACACGUCAAUGCGCCCAGCAUGUAGACAUUGUCUUCCUGGUAGACAGCUCGGAAAGCGUGAGGGCUGGUGGAUUCGAGACGUCGAAGGACUUCGUCAUCGAAGUGACCAGCAACUUCGAAUUUGCUCAAGACGCCACGAGGGUUGGAGUAGUCACCUUCAGCGACAGCGGCGCGGAAGUGACCCAUGUCCGCCUCAACGAGUUCGACAACAGGAACGAUUUCGAUACGGCCGUGAGGAACAUCGACUACGACAGAGGCAGAACGUACACAGGAGAAGCCCUGGACUACGUUCGCACCAACUCCUUCACCCAAGCCAACGGCGCUAGAGACAACGUCCUUCCGAUUCUAGUCGUCCUCACGGACGAUGACCCCCAUGAUGAAGUAGCAGCUCCAGCAGAGAGACUGAGGCAACAAGGUGUAACGGUGUUUGCGAUUGGCGUUGGGCACCGUUUGGACAUCACCGACCAAACACUGUUGGACAUUGCAGGCGACCAGGACAGGGUAUUUAGGGUGGAUGAUUACGGGGCUCUCGCGGAAGCCAUAAACGAUCACGCGCAACGGAUUGGACAGUCCAUCUGCGACAGUAGCGACUUGUGCGACCCCUCCCCGUGCGAUGCCAUGGCCACUUGCACUGUCCUCGGCCGAACAUUUCAGUGUGCCUGCGUCACCGGGUUCGUGGGAGACGGUCUGACUUGUCGAGUUGUCACAUGUCCGAUCCGGGCGGCUCCAGCAGAUGGCACUGUGGAUCCAAGCGGUGCCAACACUUACCAGGACGUGGUGCAGUUUGACUGUAACCAGGGGUACCGACUCGUCGGUGACUCCUCAGCUACCUGCCAAGCCGACGGCGCAUGGAGCCACCCCGUACCAACUUGUCAAGGUCUGGUGUACUUCCGUCUCGUAUCAGCCACUCGGUGA